Messenger RNA from Solea solea (common sole), 5509 nucleotides. RefSeq names its product protein TUNAR-like. The record is from RefSeq and is a predicted model, not a curated record. The transcript has 3 exons. Bases 2362 to 2529 code for a protein of 55 amino acids. NCBI's taxonomy places the organism in Eukaryota, Metazoa, Chordata, Actinopteri, Pleuronectiformes, Soleidae.
CGGAGACGGGGAUAGAGAGGGAGGGAAAUGAGCAAAACAGUGGUAGAGAGGGGGAGGAGGAGGCAGAGGAGGAGGGGAGCAGGAGGGGGAUGCUGCAUUUUAGUGAUAGCACAGACUGAGUGUGCAGGGGCAGAGAGAGGGAUGGAGAGAAUCGAUGAGAGGGGUAGAAAUUAAGAGACAGGAGAGGAGCAGUGCAUUGACAGAGAGUGCACAUAAGGAUUCAAAUGCAGUCUUAAAGAGAAGGGAACUUGCACCACUGACCAGAGCAAGUGAAAGGACACAAUCCUGUAUGAAGAGGACGAAGGCCGCCACCUGUAAUCAGCAGCAGCAAGAACACACGGAGGGAAAAGACCAACAUAAGGAGACUGCUGUGCAGUUGGAGAAAGUCUGACUCUCUUUGAUUGGCUGUCUAUACAUAGACCAUCCUUCCAUCUGUCCCAUCAGGAUGGAGAAGGAUAACUCAAAGAGAAACGCUAAAUCCUCUCAGGUGUGCUGUUAAAAGAGAGGAGUUGUAGGGAACAAGAACAUUUGCAAUCUUCUGGAAGGAAUAUGGAGAAAAGGCAGCUGCAUGACUCAGAGCACAGCAGCUAGGAAACUGUGUAUUCUACGUGCAAUAAAAGAGGCAGAGGGAGAUAGAGCAGCAUUGGGAGAGAUACAAAGUGGAAAAUAGAGGUGGACUUUACCACAAUUGAGCAGUAAUUAGCCGGAGGACGGACGUGAUGCGGACAGAAGCAGUGGGACUGGCAGGCAGUGAGUGAGAUAUAGGCCGAGUGAAUCAGCGCACUACAGGCAGAGGAAGAAGAGGGUGAGUUUAGAAAGUGGAGACUUGGGUAUGACCGAAGACCAUUAAGGGAAGGUUAAAUGAAGGUUUGCUGCAGGGUGGACACAGAAAAACAGAGAACAUAGGGACACACUUAAUGAAAAAGCUGUUUGAGCUACAGCUACAGGAGAGGAAGCCCUGAGUGACUGUAUGCUUCUCUAAAGAAUAAAUAUGAUGGAGGCUUGCACACGUGUUGACAGGAAAGAAAGAACAUUGUAGAGAGUUUAAAAAAGAACAGAUUGCACCAAGGGACGGGAUUUAGAGAUGAAGACCAAAUCAAAAAUACAUGCAAGCAGAGAGCAGCAGCGAAAACGCCCAGAGAGAAAGAGCAACUGAAAACACCACAGAAAACCACAGACCUUGUCAUCCAACGCACAAAGGGGACACAGGAACUUCAACGGUGACAGCAACACAGCAAGAGGUCGCUGUUAAAUAUUUAUGCUGACAGGCUACUUUUGAAAAAGCCCACUCCUUGCACCAGCGGAAAGCAGGAGGGAAAAAAAAAAACCAUCCUUAUUUAAAGCCGUUUUACAUCACUGUUAAAUACUGUCAGCAGACAGUCGAGCAUGGCGAAGCUAAGAUGUUGCUGCAAAUGAGUCUAGACUCUGGUCCCUGUAUGGCUUCUACUGGGGGAGUGGAGUGACUAUAGAGAGACCUGGACCUUUAUUUUGUGAGGAAACAUCAAGCAAGAUGGGAAUCGACAUCUGAGUCAUCUCACCAGGACGAGAACACAUUAUUUUUCUUCUAUGAGAAUGGGAGGCAGGUCUUUCCUAUGAAUAUGGAUAUAUAUCUUUGACUGCCUGCCUCAUUUACAAAACUGUAGCCAGAGGAGGUUUGCUGUCCAGGCUUCAGGAGACACAUGUGAAAUGCUUUGAUGUGCAUCAUCAACACAAAGGAUGUGUUAAUUAAAGGCAAUACGCAUAUAUUGUUUUUAUGUCUAUGACGACAGCUCAAAAUGCCAUCAUGACACUAAGAUAGAGACCACCUUCUCUCCACGACUUGAAUCACAGAUUCCUCCAAACAUCAAGACAAAUGCGCAGGACGACACAGCGCACACUCUCCAUCCAGCUGCGGACAGACCAGCUGCGUGUCUAGGCGUGAGCGUGUGUGUGUGUGUGUGUGUGGCUGCGUGGGGGUGUGAAGACUGUCGAGGAGCUCAGCUGUGUUAGUCGGCGACGCUUGUGCGAGCUUGUGUGGAGGUGUGUGUGUGUGAGUGUGUGCGCCGAGCUUUGAACCCAGCUGUGUCUGAGUGUCUCCUCCAAAACGCUGCUGCUUGGAGCUGUGUGUUUGUAUGUGUGUGUGUGUGUGUGCGUAGCCUGGAUUCUCCCCACCAGUGACAGAGCUGGACCUGAACAGCAGUUGUGAGAGGGGGGACACGGAGGGGGAGGAGAAUGAGAAGAGGGAGUUGAAGGCAACCAGCAAGACGGAGGAGAAGAAAAAACUGACAACAUGCUCGGAUAAAUGGAAGAGAGAAAGGAGUCUUUGGCUGCCCCCCCUGGUGCAAUGUGUGGCAUCACGCCCUGUGGGGGUGGGGUUCUGUGAUGGUAACCAUGGUCCCGGGCAGCCGCUAUGUCUGCAGCGCUCACGCAAGAGACGACGACCCCGCAAAUGACCGCGAGGAGCGAAUUUUAGCUGUGCUGGGCAUCAUCGGAACCAUCCUCAAUCUCUUAGUGGUCAUAUUUGUCUACAUCUACACCACCGUCACCUAAGGUUUUCGUGGACAAGAGACAUCGGCAGUGUCACCACUGCCCGCCGUCCUCUUAAAGUAUUUAUAUACAUUUAUACACUUGGAGGGUUUGAUUAUGCAGAGUACGUGCUGAGAUGUGAUGAUCACUGGCGGCGUGUUCAGCUGGAUAGUGGCCACGUUUAUCUACACCUGCAUCACUGGGGAUCAGUAAAGACAAGUCUAUUCUGUUACCUAAAAGCUGCUGCCCAUCACAGGACAGGAGCCGAAAGAGGAAUCAUCUCCACCUCACAACAUUGUAAAACCACUGUCACACGGCUCACAACAAUUUCACACAUCCAUGUGAAAAGACAAGUGAGCCCACAUGUAGAGACCUUGUGUGUCUUUGAUUUGAUUGUGGUACUUCUGAGUGUGCUGCAUCUGCCUUGUUGUCUUAUAACAUGGUUCAUGAUUGAGUUAUAAGAUAUAAUCACUGCCAAUUAUAUAUUAUGUAGACAGGGAGUGCUCUUAAUGGACCAAAAAAACCUAAAACAGUUAAAAACACUUGAACAGAGCAUCAUUACGUAUGUACAGUUGAUCGCUCAUUAAUAAUUAUUUCCUGAGUCACGAAAAGUGUUUUACAUGGACCUAAUGUGUCCAUACCGGAGCACACCAGAGGAGAGAUUCCUGGCUUUGCUGGGGAUUAUUGGCAUUGUUCUCAAUCUUCUGCUGCUUCUAUUUGUCUACAUAUACACCUCCAUCUGAUGUGUGCACGUACACAGUACGACUUAAGGUAUAACAUGCCGACCCUAACAGCCAGACGGGCUUCUGACUGACCAUCUUGUAAAAGAGUAUGUUUGUCAUCAUUUUCAUAAUUUGUGUGGUGGGUUAAUAAUAGUGGAAAGGUGUGAGAUUAAGGAAAUACACACAAUUCCAAAUCAUUGUGGAAAAGGGGUCUAUGACUGACAUUGUUGCCAUUGAUUCAGGUUGUUCAACAUGUUUACUGACAAUGAAAACACCCAGACAUGAAACACAUCAGUGUUGACAGUUGGUACCAAAUACCAGGACUCCAUUGUCUGGAAUCAUGUUUCUGUGACUGGAUCUACAAUUCAACCACAAGGCAGCAUCAGAGAGGGAACAACAUGAAACCAAGGCGAUGUCACACAAAUCAAGACAGUGCAAACUUGCAGUGCAACACAAGGGAACGCAAAAGUAACAGAGAAACUGGGACGAACCACUGUGGAUUGUCUGAAAAAAGAGGACAUACACAAGGCCUUGCCAUCUGUCUCGACGCUCACAAACACACGGGAAACUCCCUGGGAUUGGGUUGCAACGUUCCUGCUGGAGCAACAUGUCACUAUGGAUAUGAGUUUGGAUUAAAGCUCUGUGACUCUAACGAAGGAGCAAACCUAAACAUAGCCGACAAGCGAGUAGGAAUAAGGAUUGGCCUGAAUCUACACUUCAUCCUCAUCAUUCUCUUCUCCACCAACAAGCUGACGCCAGAAAAGACAUAGUACUGAAGGACCCACAUACGUCUCUACUGCAUUCUACAAAGCACAAUACUUUUAUAUAUGAAAGCACCCAUACUUAAAAAGGCUUCAUCACGUGCACACAUCAGUCAGAGGUUUUUGAAAAGACACUACAGGAUGAAUGGAUCACAGGAACCUCUGUUUGCUCUCUUACCCUGUCUACAAUUUUACAUGUUGGCUUGUGUGAAUAAGUAAGUAAGUUUUUAUUAAUCUUUGCAUUAUAAUAUUUCAUGUAAAAUUGUGUAUUUAUGCUCUUAGUUUUAUGGAAUGAGUUAAACAUUGAGUGUUUUGGGUUGGGGUUUUGUUGUGAUUGUGUUUUUGAAUAAGCAAAUGUCACCACUUUGGAAAAUGUAGAAUGAACGUCAACAAAUACCAAUGGUUCUGGAGAUCACAGGUUAUUUUUUUUAGGACGUUUUGAAGAUGAAUAUUUCCCCUCUUGAUUUCCACAUAUGAACUUGUUGGUUAUCCCAAAGUUUCCUUGUCACAGACAAAAUAGUAAUAACAAAUCCUUGCUAAAAAUUCUCAUUUAAGAACCAACUUUCUGCACUGGUUUCAGUUUUAUAGAAGGAUAUUUACAAUGUUGCAGUAAUUUUUUUUUUCUCCAAAAUAAAUUAGAAGCCAAUCUUGCUAUAAAUUUGAAGGCUUAAAACACUGCCAUUAGCACUGCCAUCACCUGACAUGCACUGCCUCACUGGAUCAAUCUGUAGCUGUAUUUGGAGACGUCAGCAAUGACAGUGUUAGAACUACUGGAAACAUUGACCUGAGCUCUGAUAAUUAAACCCAGAUCUUAACUAAUAUGUAAUGUGUUAAGCCCCGCAAUCAAGUGUCAACCCUCAAACAGCUCUUUUAAGAAGUGAAAGCCAAAGCGUCGUCACAUUCCAAAAAAUGCCCUUACUUAGACUUUGGUUCUCACAAAAGACACACACACACACACACACACACAGUAAGCCUGCUUACACACAUCCACUUCCCUGUCACAUCUAAGAAUUGUACAGUGACGUUUGUUGAGCUAAAUUCAUUGUGUAGCAGAGUUCACACCACUGUUGUUUCCCUGGACAUCUGCUGUCUGACCACAGCUGUGAGGUAUCACAAUAUAAUUAUGCCUACUUUGUGCUGUACCUAAAUCUCACAUGAUAUUAUCAAACAAGUAAGCUCACUGAUUCAGCUCAGGUUCACUCAGAUACUGGUAAUGGUGCCAUCUUUCAAUAAAGGGUUUUAAAGGCCACUAGUAAAAGUCAUCUUUUUAGACUGAAACAUUGAUUUUCUACAAAUAUUAAAUGCACAGGUUCAAAUAAAAUGUUAAUAUGGGCAGUGAGCUAUAUGAGAUUAUACAGUAUAUAAAAAAAAAAUAUAUAAAUAAACUCACAAAAAUCAUUGCAGGUUUAUAAGCAUCCUUGUGAUAUUCUGUAGCCAAAUAAGAAACAUUUUUCAUGUCAGCAAUCAAGAGAAUGCAGGUAUUAGACGGAUCAACGAGUUAUAUUAUCUACUGCGUAUUCU